Hydractinia symbiolongicarpus is the source of this 2866-nucleotide messenger RNA. Its product is annotated as N-acetylgalactosamine kinase-like. The record is from RefSeq and is a predicted model, not a curated record. Gene Ontology annotation, biological process: galactose metabolic process; carbohydrate phosphorylation. The coding region runs from base 112 to 1506 and encodes 464 amino acids. Gene Ontology annotation, molecular function: ATP binding; galactokinase activity. The transcript is spliced from 16 exons. Gene Ontology annotation, cellular component: cytosol; cytoplasm. Lineage: Eukaryota; Metazoa; Cnidaria; Hydrozoa; Anthoathecata; Hydractiniidae.
CAGAAAUUGCUUGACCUGGAUUACAUUUUAUUUCGCACAUAUAAAGUUGCGGAAAAGGAAGGUGCAAAGUUCUUGUUGGUCACUGUCUGCUGCCCCGAUUGAACAAUUGAAAUGGGAGAAGAACAACCAUCUGUGUAUAAUUCACCUGCCAAAAUUUAUGGUGAAGAAAAAGAUGUGCAAAAUCGGUUUGCAGCACUGAAUGAUGCUUUUACAAAAAAAUAUGGCCACCCUCCGUUGUUUUAUGCGAGAGCACCUGGCAGAGUAAAUAUAAUAGGAGAACAUAUAGAUUACUGUGGUUAUGCUGUCUUUCCAAUGGCUUUGGAGCAAGAUAUUGUAUAUGCUGUUUCAACCAAUAAUGAUGGCAAGUACAAAAUGGCAAAUACAAAUUCUAACUUUGGUGAUUACGAAACUGAUGUGAAAUCAUUUGAAAUAACUGGACACGAGUGGUAUGACUAUGUGUUGUGUGGCCAUAAGGCAACAAUUGACGAGGCGAAAAUAGAUGUUCCGGUUGGAAUGAACACACUUGUUGAUGGUACAGUUCCAAAAAGUGCUGGUUUGUCAAGCAGUUCUGCAUUAGUCUGCUGUUCUGCUUUAACAACUAUGUAUGCCAACAAAAAAAAUCUUUCUAAGUUAACUUUGGCUGACGCCAGUCAACGAUGUGAAGCUUAUGUUGGAACAGAAGGUGGAGGGAUGGAUCAAGCUAUAUCCUUCUUAGCUGAGGCUGGGACAGCGAAGUUGAUAGAAUUCAAACCAUUAAGAGCUACCGAUGUUCGUUUGCCGGACGGUGCAAAUUUUGUGAUUGCAAAUUCUUUGCGAGAGAUGACGAAAUCAGAGAAUGCAGGUGAAUAUUACAACAAGCGUGUGUCGGAAUGUCGAAUUGCAGCUCAGAUAUUGUCAAACAAAGCUGGCAUUGAAUGGAGAAAAACGAGACGUUUGGUAGAUACGCAGAAUGCAAUGAAUAAAUCGCUUGAUGAAAUGGUGCAGCUUGUAGAGAAGACAUUUCACAAAGAGCCAUACACUAGAGAGGAAGUUUGUAAAGAAUUAAAUAUUACAGAUGAAGAGUUGAUCAAGGAAUGUUUGAAUCCUACCACAGCAUCUAGCAAAGAAUUUAAACUGUACCAUCGUGCAAAGCAUGUUUAUUCAGAAGCAGCUCGUGUUUGGAAGUUUAAACAGAUAUGCGAAGAAAACCCUCCAGAUUCGUUAAAGGCGCUCGGCGAGUUGAUGAAUGCAAGUCAAGAGAGUUGUGCUAAAGAUUACGAGUGUAGUUGUGACGAGUUGGAUGAACUCACUACCAUUUGUAGAGAAUCAGGCGCACUAGGGUCGCGUUUGACUGGCGCAGGAUGGGGCGGAUGUACAGUAUCUCUUGUGACGUCAGAGGUCAUUGAAAGCUUUAUUGAAAAAGUGAAAAGCAGGUAUUUUGAAUGUAACGAAAAACGACGUGAGAAAGUCAAGGAAGCUUUGUUCGCAACUAAACCUGGCUCUGGCGCUGCAAUUAUUCUCAUCUAAAUAAGGUGACACGUGACAGGUGCCACGUGAAAUAGUUCAAUUUUUAGUUUUAUGAGGUCUAUGUCCAGCUGAUAUGUGCUUUUAAUUACUGCUAAUGAGAUUGUGUCAAUCUGCUUAUCAUUGACAAAGAAGAGGUUACAUAAUCUUGAAGCAUGAGAAUCAAAUGGAAUUAACCACGAUUUAUUAAAAUCUGAUAUUAAGUCUUUUUCUAUUUUAAUCUGGUGAAAAUAAUGAUUUAUACUUAAUUUUUUUUACGACGUACUUUAUAGAAUCUGUAACAAUUAAUGGGAAUUUAAUAAAUAAACGAAUAGUAUAUUGAUAAUUUUACAUGUUUGUAGUUGUCUAUUUGAUCAUUGAUAUUAGUCAUUCCUGAAAUUAGAAAAAAAUGAAGGUAUGCUACACAUCCGCUGUACAUUGUGGAAAACUACAUGCCUCUGUGAUGGAGUAGAAGAAGGAUUUUAAGAGGUUUCUUUUGUGCAGAUUUGAUGUUUUUGUUGAAUACGAGAAGUUAAAAAUAAAUAAUUCAAAAAACAAAAAUACAAUUCAACAUUUUUAACCAUAAUAUUGAAUACUUCGUAUUUCUUCCAUAUGAAUGGAUGCUGAAAAUCUGGACACGAGUUCUCACUGUUGUGAAACAUCAACUAAAUGUGAGUAAAACGAUGUGGGUAGAUUAAAAUUUGAUUUCUCACUGGAAACAACAUUUUAUUACAACACAACUUCGCGCGCUACACUUCUUUGAUCUCAUUCAUGUAAGAUGGCGUAUGAAGACAAAACAUGGCGAGAGCAGGAGUACGAAGAUAUACAUAACGAACUCAAGUGUAUCGCAUGGAAAUUGUACGACUUAACAACCGAUUUUAAAGAGUUGCAGUUAGAAGCUGACGAAUUAGUGUCAAAUCAGUCAUGUGGUAAAAGGGAAUACUCUCAAAAAAGGAUAUCAAGUAAGUUAUCAAAUCAUACUGACUUGAAGCAGGAGAAAGCAAUGUCAAAUAUGCGUGCCAACAGACACGUCGAAGAGACGUAUGAUCGACGUUAUCGCGAUAUGACCACUCAAGAAUUGCAAGAAGAACUGAAAUUUCGUCUGUGGAAAAUGAAGGAAGCUAAAAAACAAGAACAGUAUACGAAACAGCAAAACCAAUGUUGCUGUUGCUGUAGCAUAAAUGUUCCCGUUGUGGAGAAGAUGAGAUUCUCUUCACCGUGUCGGUGUUACCAAGCCAUCCCUCGAUGUCCCAACUUGUAUAGCGGCACGCGUUAUUGAUUCCAAUGAUAGCAAACAUUUGUCGACUGUCACUGUAAUAGUUUACGUAUUUCUUACAACGCCUCAGCCGUAUAUAAAAAAAAUUUCAUAGUGUUGUUUUCAAAA